AUGGCAGCCAAAUUCACAGUCAAGUCUCUGGACCACUUGGUCCUAACAGUGCGCUCCAUUCCAGAGACGGUAGCCUUCUAUACGACCCACCUGGGUAUGCGGCACGAAGUCUUUAGUUCACCAGCCAACCCGGCGGUGCAAAGAAAUGCUCUCAUCUUUGGAAACCAGAAGAUCAAUCUUCACCAGUCAGGAAAAGAGUUCGAGCCCAAGGCCCAGCACGUCAUGCCCGGAAGCGCGGACCUGUGCUUUUUGACGGAUGAGAAUGUCGAGACAGUUCUACAAGCUUUCCAGAAUGCCAAGAUUGAGGUUCUGGAGGGUGCCAAGGUCGUAGAGAGAACCGGGGCCGUGGGGCGAAUCCGGAGCGUCUAUGUGAGAGACCCCGAUGGAAAUCUGAUCGAGGUCUCAAACUAUGCUUGA
Messenger RNA from Penicillium canariense, 417 nucleotides. Its product is annotated as VOC family protein. The coding region runs from base 1 to 417 and encodes 138 amino acids. The record is from RefSeq and is a predicted model, not a curated record. The transcript is spliced from 4 exons. Lineage: Eukaryota; Fungi; Ascomycota; Eurotiomycetes; Eurotiales; Aspergillaceae.